AUGUAUCCAGCCUUGCUCAAGCAUCAGAUUGUGAAGCCAUCGGCCUUCCAUAUCACCAGAAUCGCAAGAGCUUCGGUAUCUGGAAAAACUCAGCCUAGUGCCAAGGGCAGUGAAGAAUUCUUCGUUACUACCACCUUCCCAGAUGACUUUGAAUCAACCAUGAAAUCCGACCUCUUUCAGGAACAGAGUCCGACAAUGAAAAGUCAAACCACACCGGAGCAGUUUAGUGCUGCCGAUAUCGAGCGCCACAAGGCUGAUAUCUACGAGAGUAUCUCCCCGAAGAAAACAAGUGGAUUUGUGAAGAAGCAGGAUAGUCAGAAUUUACCGGAGCAGGAGCCCAAUUUGGAUGAAAUGUGA
Messenger RNA from Penicillium subrubescens, 357 nucleotides. RefSeq lists its product as uncharacterized. The record is from RefSeq and is a predicted model, not a curated record. NCBI's taxonomy places the organism in Eukaryota, Fungi, Ascomycota, Eurotiomycetes, Eurotiales, Aspergillaceae. The coding region runs from base 1 to 357 and encodes 118 amino acids. The transcript has 3 exons.